This is a messenger RNA of Phycodurus eques (leafy seadragon), 1950 nucleotides long. RefSeq names its product matrix-remodelling associated 8b (gene mxra8b). NCBI's taxonomy places the organism in Eukaryota, Metazoa, Chordata, Actinopteri, Syngnathiformes, Syngnathidae. Gene Ontology annotation, biological process: cell adhesion; establishment of glial blood-brain barrier. Gene Ontology annotation, cellular component: cell surface; membrane. The transcript is spliced from 10 exons. The coding region runs from base 181 to 1449 and encodes 422 amino acids. The record is from RefSeq and is a predicted model, not a curated record.
AUACUGUGUAGACGCUUGGGCCAGUGUUGGGUUUCAUGUGCUCCGGAGGCGGAGCGUCUGCGGACUGCGGGUCGGCAUCCAGAAGUGCACGACGGCGACGCAAAACACAACAGCUCGCUCUGCUCUGAAGUUCUUUUGUGGUAACCGUUCGUACACCCCGUGCUAGAGACUCACGCAAUUAUGACGCUGCUGCCAGUUCUUGCUCUGCUCUUUCUACCAGAAGCAUGGGGUCAGAGGAGCAGCAACAGCAGACUCGGUGUGGUGGUUGAAGCCAAGAACAUCACUUUCCCCGUUGGGAGUAAGGCCGUCCUGUCUUGCCAAAGCCCUCGCAUGGUGUGGACCCAGGACAGACUGAAGGACCGUCAGAGGGUGGUGCACUGGGACGUGACACGCAACAUUCCCAAAUACUCAGUGGAGCGAGUCCUGGAUAUGUCCCCCGGAGCCCGCCUGAGGCUGUACAACAACUUCAACAAGGGUCGCGUUUCCAUUCCAAACUCUGCGUUCAAAGAUGGCAACUUCUCCCUUGUCAUCAACAAUGUGGUCCAAAGUGACCGAGGAGUGUACACAUGUAGUCUGCACCAUCACUACUGCCAGAAUCAAGAGUCUGUUCAGAUUCAGCUCAACGUGACCAAGUCAGCAAACAAGGAGAAGCGUUACUGGGAUGGAGAGAAGACCAUCUUCGUGGUGUUGUUGGGCAGCUCGGUAGUGUUGCCAUGCGUCAACCGGCACCCCCUGUGGAGAGAUGGCCUCCAGGAGGACCAGCAGCAGGUGGCCCACUGGGACUUCCAGCCCCCGGGGGUGCGCCCAGAUAGAGCCGACCGCCUGGUGGACCUCUACGCUUCGGGAGAGCGUCGGGAUUACGGGCCGCUCUUUGCCGACAACAAGAUGAGCGUGGCCGAGGAUGCGUUUACACUCGGGGACUUUUCGCUGUCCAUUUCUGACUUAAAGCCGGCUGAUAAAGGCCUGUACUCCUGCCACCUGCAUCACCACUACUGCGGCCUGCAUGAGAGACGUAUCUUUCGACUCACCGUGGGACCGUCACUACCAUCAACGCGCACCACAGCAUCGACGGUCCUCCGCAAUGAGGGGCCUGAACCAAGGAUUGAAGAGGUGGAGAGUCCUCACGUGGUGAACGUCAUCCUCCCUGAGUAUCGAAACUAUUUCGUGCAGCAUUUGGGCUACUUCUUGACAACCUUCCUGCUUCUGGCCGUCAUCGUUGUCGCAAUCAUCGUGCUGACCCGGCGGCGUAAAAAGAGAGGGCUGGCAUAUGACCUGCACAGAUAUGACGAGAGAAAUGUCAUGAAUGAAGGCGAAAGCUCAUUGGACUGCACAGAGCUGAAGACCCGCAACCAAGAACCACUGAAUUCAGAUUACAAAAACAACCUCCUGAAAGAGAGAGACUUGAGCAAAGACUGCAACAAGGACUUCGAUGGGAAGCUGUGGAAGUGAGGCGCUUUGGAGACGCUGCUGGCAGGACCAGGGCAAACGCCACAAGAGAAGGCGAAGCAAAGCAGAGGAGGAACACUCCGUCUGCUGAAAGUCAACAGAGCACAAAGCUUUUUUUGACCUUCAUUUUUCAUUUCUGAAAAUAAAAGUCACCUUCAUUUGAUAUGUAAUGGCUUAUGUUGUAUAUGAGGUGUCAUUCCUUUUUUCUAUAUUGUGACACAGUGUACUGUAACAUACAUUCUAUUUCAUUUUCCAGCAUGGUUGAUGUGUAAUGUGCAUGCAUACAGAGCUGCUUGCUCACAGCUUUUUUCAUAUGAUGGUAGUUGCUAUUGUCUUUGUUUUUUUUGCACAAAUUCUGCUGUAUUGUCAUUUGCAAAUCAUCAGUUUUUUUUACUGUAUGUGGACAAAAUCACCAGUUGUGACACAUUUUGAUGGUACAAUGCAAACUUUUUUUGUACUCCUAAAUUGUAUCCCAAUGUGUACGUACCCCCCCCCCCCUCCCCC